CGACGACGUCAUGCUUCGCCCUAGGCAUCGUGGGCUUUGACCUACCUUUCCUUAACCUCCUUUUGUUCUGUCGCGAUUCUUAUAUCCUUGUGACAAUUGUCGCUCCAGUUCUCAGGAAGGACCAACACCUACCCAACUAGAUUCUGUCGCGUCUCUCACUUAACCAUCAUCUCUCAAGCUGUUUCUAGCUUCGCGAUUACUCAGGGGGCCAAUAGGCAUCUCUUCUCAUCGUUCGAUUCUCAUCCAAUCCUUCAACAUGGCCAGGGCUACGCGAAGCUCUGCGACAAAGCCUCCAGUUGCGAAGGCAUCGCCAACCGUCAAAGACGAGCCUGUACAGCUUUCGAGCCCUCCAACAACUCCAGUUCCCCAAAGUUCCAGAAAGAGGAAGGCAGUCAAACAUGAAGAUGACAGUGAACCCGAACCAUCAGUCAAAACACCAGCCACCUCCAAGAGCUCCAAACGAGCAAAGACAGCAGCAGUGAAGAAAGAGGAGGUCAAUGACCUGCCACACAACUUGGGAGCUAUCCCUGAUCUAUCUCCAAAUGCUGACGCGAACGACGACGGACCAUCAGCGAAAAAGACCGCGAAACCCAAGAAGGCUGCUAAACCCAAGGCGCCGAAGAAGGAAAAGGUCGAGGAUGUUGUUGCGAAAGCUACGAUGACCACAAAAGAGUCGCCAAAGAAGAAGGGGAAGAAUAACAGCUACGGCCUGACACCAGGCCACACACCAUACCCCAAUUGGCCUCACCCAUCAGCCGAGGAGUGCGAAGAAGUGACUCGUCUGCUGUCGAAAGUUCACGGCGAGGUUCACGCACCAAAGACGAUACCAGUACCAUCACUCGAAGUGUCAGGCUGCGGAGAAGUGCCUUCCGUUCUGGACGCCCUGAUCCGAACACGACUAUCCGCGGCAACGUCAGGCACAAACUCAUCACGCGCAUUCGCAGGGCUAGUAGCGAGAUUCGGCAUCCUGAAAUCAGGUGUCGGAAAAGGCAGCGUGGACUGGAAUAAAGUGCGUCUAGCCGACACAAAAGACGUCUUCGAAGCAAUCAAGAGUGGCGGCCUAGCAGAUGUAAAAAGCAAAGACAUCAAGAAGAUCCUGCAAAUGGUGUGGGAGGAGAACCAAGCUCGUCGCGAAGAACUCUUAUCCUCUGAAGCCCAAGCACCCGGAUCCGCCAACGAGGCCCCAGAGGAAAAAGACGCAGAAGUAGACAAAGCAGAGCAAAACAUCGUCUCCCUCGAUCACCUACACCUCCUCUCCACCGACGACGCCUUCAACGCUCUAACGAAAUACCCCGGCAUAGGACCCAAAACCGCAUCCUGCGUCCUCCUGUUUUGCCUCCAGCGUCCCUCUUUCGCCGUUGACACACAUGUUUUCCGUCUCUGCAAGUGGCUCGGCUGGGUCCCUCCACCCGGCGAUCCAGCUGGUCUCGCGCCCAACGCAAAGGGUACUUUCGCAGGCCCCACGCGCAACUCUACAUACGCGCAUUGCGAAGUUAGGGUGCCAGAUGACCUGAAAUACCCACUUCACCAACUUCUCAUCAGGCACGGCAAGUCGUGUCCGCGGUGCCGCGCCAUCACCGGCGAGAGCAGUGAGGGAUGGAAGAAGGGCUGUCCUAUUGAGCACUUGGUUCAGCGGUCUGGAGGGAGGAAGGAUGGCGGUGCUGCUACCACCCCGGUCAAGGGUGCGAAGGGGCGCAAGACAAGCGCGAAGAAGAAAGUUGAGGAGAGCGACGAGAGUGAAGCAAAGAGUAGUGGGUUGAGCGAUGUGGAGAGCAGCGAGUUGAGCGAUUUGGAGAGCGAGUAA
This is a messenger RNA of Dothidotthia symphoricarpi CBS 119687, 1804 nucleotides long. RefSeq names its product DNA glycosylase. Bases 257 to 1804 code for a protein of 515 amino acids. Gene Ontology annotation, biological process: base-excision repair. Gene Ontology annotation, molecular function: catalytic activity. The transcript is spliced from 2 exons. NCBI's taxonomy places the organism in Eukaryota, Fungi, Ascomycota, Dothideomycetes, Pleosporales, Dothidotthiaceae. The record is from RefSeq and is a predicted model, not a curated record.